This is a messenger RNA of Eruca vesicaria subsp. sativa (arugula), 2088 nucleotides long. Lineage: Eukaryota; Viridiplantae; Streptophyta; Magnoliopsida; Brassicales; Brassicaceae. The record is from the annotation of a GenBank genome assembly.
AUGUCAAGCUCCGACCCAAAACCCAAACCCAAACCCAAACCCGGUCCAUGGCCUCCAGCUCCAGAAUCCUCCGCAUUGCCACCGUCUACUUGGGCCAAACGAACCGGCUUCCGUCCCAAAUUCUCCGGCGAGACCACCGCCUCUCAUUCCGGCCUACUCUCAUCGCCUGCUUCCGCCAGAGCUACACAAACCCUGCCGGAUCUCGAAGCCGGCCAGCCUCGCCUCCGUCCUCCUCCUGUCUCCUCCGUAGCUGACGGCGAGUCUGAUAAAAAUAAGAAUGACAAGCCACCACAACCGCUACCACUACCUACUCCAGCUCCGGUUAAGAGACGGAGAGAUUCUGAUGGUGGAGGAGCAAACGGGUCAGGCGACCCGGUUAGGAGACAGAACCGUGUUGAAGAGACAGUGGAGGUUCUGCCACAGAGUAUGGCUGAUGAUGGUUUGGUGGCUAGGAAUCUCCAUAUGAAGUAUGGACUCAGAGAUACUCCUGGACUUGUUCCAAUUGGGUUCUAUGGUUUGCAGCAUUACCUCUCCAUGUUAGGUUCACUGAUUCUUGUUCCACUCGUUAUUGUUCCUGCAAUGGGAGGUUCCCACGAGGAUAUUGCAAAUGUUGUAUCCACUGUACUUUUUGUGUGUGGGAUCACUACGUUGUUGCAUACUUCAUUUGGGUCGAGGCUUCCUUUGAUUCAAGGCCCUUCUUUUGUUUUUCUCGCUCCGGCUCUGGCUAUCAUAAACUCUCCAGAGUUUCAAGGUUUGAAUGGAAAUAAUAACUUCAAGCAUAUUAUGAGAGAGCUGCAAGGUGCAAUCAUAAUUGGUUCAGCUUUUCAAGCAGUGCUUGGAUACAGUGGCCUAAUGUCCCUGAUUUUGCGGUUGAUCAAUCCAGUUGUUGUUGCUCCGACAAUAGCAGCAGUUGGACUUUCAUUUUACAGCUACGGUUUCCCGCUUGCUGGUAAAUGUCUUGAGAUUGGUGUAGUACAGAUACUACUUGUGAUCAUCUUUGCUCUUUAUCUCCGGAAAAUUUCAAUUUUAAGUCAUCGGAUUUUCCUUAUCUAUGCGGUUCCAUUGAGUCUUGCAAUCACUUGGGCUGCUGCAUUCCUUUUAACAGAAGCAGGAGCUUACACCUACAAAGGCUGUGACCCUAACGUACCCGUCUCAAACGUUGUAUCGAGUCACUGCAGACAAUACAUGACCAGGAUGAAGUACUGUCGUGUUGACACUUCUCAUGCCUUGAGAUCUGCACAUUGGUUUAGGUUUCCUUACCCCUUGCAAUGGGGUGUGCCGAUAUUCAGCUGGAAAAUGUCUCUUGUUAUGUGUGUGGUUUCUAUUAUUGCUUCAGUAGAUUCGGUUGGUUCGUACCAUGCAUCUUCUUUGUUAGUAGCAUCAAGUCCUCCUACGCAUGGUGUUGUGAGCCGGGCAAUAGGUCUUGAAGGGCUUACAAGUCUUUUAGCCGGUUUAUGGGGUACAGGUACUGGUUCAACCACGCUAACAGAAAACGUUCACACGAUCGCUGUGACCAAGAUGGGAAGCCGCAGAGUCGUUGAGCUAGGCGCAUGUGUUUUAGUUAUAUUCUCCCUUGUUGGUAAAGUUGGAGGGUUCCUAGCAUCAAUACCUCAAGUGAUGGUUGCUUCUCUUCUUUGCUUUAUGUGGGCAAUGUUUACGGCUUUAGGUCUUUCAAACUUGCGUUACAGUGAAGCUGGAAGCUCGAGGAACAUCAUAAUCGUGGGGUUAUCGCUGUUCUUCUCUCUAUCUAUCCCUGCUUACUUCCAGCAGUAUGGCAUUUCUCCAAACUCGAACCUCUCUGUUCCAAGCUAUUACCAACCUUACAUUGUUGCUUCUCAUGGACCAUUCAAAAGCCAAUAUAAAGAGGUGAACUAUGUGAUGAACACGCUGUUAUCGAUGAACAUGGUGGUUGCGUUCAUCAUGGCAGUGGUUUUGGACAAUACUGUACCUGGGAGUAAGCAAGAACGUGGAGUUUAUGUUUGGUCUGAUGGUGAGACUGUGACGAGAGAACCAGCACUUGCUAAAGACUAUGAGCUGCCGUUUAGGGUGGGAAGGUUUUUCAGAUGGGUCAAAUGGGUUGGCAUUUGA